This is a messenger RNA of Pistacia vera, 864 nucleotides long. RefSeq lists its product as uncharacterized. Lineage: Eukaryota; Viridiplantae; Streptophyta; Magnoliopsida; Sapindales; Anacardiaceae. The record is from RefSeq and is a predicted model, not a curated record. The transcript has 2 exons. Bases 71 to 604 code for a protein of 177 amino acids.
UCUCUAUAUAAAACCUCCCGUAACUCCCAGCUCAAACUCUCAAUCCGUCGUUUCGUUUCUGAUCAAAACCAUGGCUCAAAAUCUCUCUCUUCUCUCUCUCUUCCUCCUCUUCUCCCUCCUCAAACCUUCUCUAUCUCAAUCCUCUAAUCCGCCCACCGUCUACGAGCUCCUGCCCAAGUACGGCCUCCCUCAGGGCCUCUUGCCGGCCACCGUCUCCAGCUACACCCUCAACGACGACGGCUCAUUUGUCGUUGAGCUUCCCUCCACCUGCUACAUCCAGUUCGACUACUUGGUCUAUUACGACAAUACCAUCACCGGAAAGCUCAGCUACGGCGCUAUCACCCACCUCAAGGGUAUUCAAGUUCAGCGCUUUCUGUUCUGGUUCGAUGUUGAUGAGAUCAAGGUCGAUUUGCCGCCGUCUGAUUCGAUUUACUUCCAGGUUGGGUUGAUCAAUAAGAAGCUCGACGUGGGCCAGUUCAAAACUGUCCAUUCUUGCCGUGAUGAUAAGUUGGGAUAUUCCGGGUCUGGUUGCGGGUCGUGGUCUCGGGCUCUGAAGCUGCCAACUCCCAUCGCUGAUGAAGUCCAGAUGCUAAUUACAGAGUAGAUGUUAUCGAGUGCUUUCUUCUACUACUAUAUCUAGAGUCGUAAAAUGGUUGUUAAUGGUUCACGAUUUAGAGUUAGUUGCUUUCAGACCCAAAAAUCAGGAGUCUGAUAGUCUUUUCAAAAGCAAGUUGUAUACUCUUAUCAUGUAUAUACGAGACAAUAUAUUUCUGCUUUAGUCUUCAAUGUACCACUAUGUACUCUUGUGUUUGAGACUUGUGUAAUGAAAUAUUAGACCUGAAGAACAAUGGAUGGAACUUGUGC